This is a messenger RNA of Rattus rattus (black rat), 381 nucleotides long. RefSeq names its product keratin-associated protein 21-1. The transcript has a single exon. Bases 1 to 381 code for a protein of 126 amino acids. Lineage: Eukaryota; Metazoa; Chordata; Mammalia; Rodentia; Muridae. Gene Ontology annotation, biological process: hair follicle development. The record is from RefSeq and is a predicted model, not a curated record.
AUGUGCUGUAACUACUACGGAAGCUCCUGUGGAGGCUGUGGAUACGGCUCAAGAUAUGGCUGUGGAUACGGCUCUGGCUAUGGCUGUGGAUAUGGCUCUGGCUAUGGCUGUGGAUAUGGCUCUGGCUAUGGCUGUGGAUAUGGCUCUGGCUAUGGCUGUGGAUACGGCUCUGGCUAUGGCUGUGGAUAUGGCUUAGGCUAUGGCUGUGGAUAUGGCUCUGGCUAUGGCUGUGGAUAUGGCUCUGGCUAUGGCUGUGGAUAUGGCUCUGGCUAUGGCUGUGGAUAUGGCUCCAGGUACGGCUGUGGAUAUGGCUCCAGGUAUGGCUGUGGAUACGGCUCUGGCUGCUGUAGCUACAGAAAAUGCCAUUCCUCUUGCUGCUAG